Molecule: messenger RNA, 2019 nt
Organism: Galdieria sulphuraria
Lineage: Eukaryota; Rhodophyta; Bangiophyceae; Galdieriales; Galdieriaceae
Product: peptidase, M50 family protein
Exons: 5
Coding region: 16-1905 (629 amino acids)
Biological process (GO): proteolysis
Source: RefSeq, a predicted model, not a curated record
GUGACAUACAAAAAGAUGUUUGUGACUUCUCACAGUGUUACGAGUCUUGGAACAAGAUGCCGUUGUUCCCACGCAAACUGUCGGAGAAACAAGUUAUGGAAAGUUUAUUCUACAAGUCUUCUUAUACAGCGAAAGCGAAGUCAACUCGUAGGUACUGCACUGACACUUGUUCUAAUGCAGCAAGGACAACAUCACCAACAAGAAGAACAACCACGUGAGAAUGGAGAUAGUAACUGGAAAGUUGAUGAAGCAAGUGCCUCUACUCCUAUGAAUUCUAUUGAAGUGAAACCUGAAAAAGAUUGGCACAGCGUUGCAAAGGAGACUGAACAACAAGCAGAAGAAAAGUUAUUAGCGGCGAAAACUGCUGAAAGACAGGCACAAGAGGCAGAAGAACAUGAAGCUUUACACGCGCCAUCAAGUGGAAAGGAACGAGCUGCUGCAUUAAGAAUAGAGGCUGAACAGUUGCGCUUACAAGCGGAACGUGCCAGACUAGAAGCAGAAAAAGCUCAAUUAGAAGCAGAGAAGAUUCGUUUUGCUUUAGAAAAGGAAAAGUGGGAAAAGACGAAACAACAAAGUACAAAGGAAGUAGUGACACCUCAUAACGAUCUUUCCAGUAACGAUAGUAACGACAGUGUUAUUGCAACUCCAUCACCACCACCUGUUGCUCCAGGAAGUGGCUAUUUUGUUGGACCUAUGAAUCCUUUUGCCAAGUUGAAUAUUCCAAGAAUAGCUGAGAACGAUGUCAAAGUUCUCAGAGAGUCUGUAUUUGGGUUUGAUACAUUUUAUGUAACACAUCUGGAUCGUUCACCUUUGGGAGAUCGAGUUAUUUUUCAUGGCAAUUUGAGGACAGACUCUGCCAAAGCAGUUCGUUUAUUAAAUGAAGCUUUAGAAAAGAAAGGAUUGGCUCCGAGAGUAAGAUUAUUUCUCAUGGAGGAUCCAUUGGAUAAUUAUAGACCUGUCUUUAUUGCACUUCCUAAACAAAACGAAGCUCUGAUGGUCAACAGAACUUUUGAAGGAAUUGCUUCAGUCUUUCUCGGAGUCCUUGGCACAAUAACAACUUUAGGUUAUGGAGUUGGAGUAUUUGGACUCACUCCAGUGUUUCUCGAUAAACUCAAGGCUGGAAAUACUGAUGAAGUAUAUCAGACAUUGCCUAUUUCAUUAGGAGCCAUAGCCAUUGUUCUAUUACAUGAGAUGGGUCAUCGAAUUGUCGCCUCCAUGAAAAACAUAAAGUUGGGAUUACCUCUCACAGUCCCAAGUCUACAAAUUGGUUCUUAUGGUACUAUUACACCUUUGAAAGACUUUCCGAAGAAUCGUUCCGAUUUUUUUGAUGUAACAGUUGCAGGUCCUUUGGUUGGAGUUGUGACUAGUGUGACUCUAUUUGUUGUGGGCUUAACUUUGUCUCAACAGAGUUUGGAUAGUCAGACUAUACCCGAUUGGUUUCCCCAAGUUCCAAGUUUAUUAUUUAGAGCUUCUAUGCUCGUUGGUUCUCUAGCAAAGAUAAUUGCCCCGUAUUUGGAUCUCUCUCACAACACUGUAGCAGUACAUCCUUUAACUGUGGUUGGAUAUACUGGUUUACUUAUCAACGCUCUGAAUUUGCUACCUAUUGGAAGGUUGGAUGGAGGUCGAAUUGUACAAUGUAUCUUUGGACGCUCUACAGCUUCUAGGGUGGGGGGUAUUACACUGUUGCUACAAGGCCUUGGUGCUGUACUGGGUAAUUCUCCAUUAUUGCUUUUCUGGGGUAUAUUUGUAGUUCUCUUUCAAAGAGAGAUGGACCUUCCUUGCGAAGAUGAGUUGACUGAACCAAACAACAAACGAAGUGCACUAGGUCUCGUCUUGUUGUUUGUUAUGCUUUUCACUUUGAUUCCGUUUCCUGAUGCUUUAGGGAAUUUGACGGGUCAGUAUUGAAGAAUAAAAGCGCCAAAGUGAUUUUAGCCUCCAGAGAAAGAGACACGCCCCGCUCCCUGAUUGGCUCACCAACUUGGCUUUUUAUGUAAAUGGCCCGUCGCGCCAUUUUCUUUU